Pyricularia oryzae 70-15 is the source of this 597-nucleotide messenger RNA. RefSeq lists its product as uncharacterized. The transcript has a single exon. The coding region runs from base 1 to 597 and encodes 198 amino acids. NCBI's taxonomy places the organism in Eukaryota, Fungi, Ascomycota, Sordariomycetes, Magnaporthales, Pyriculariaceae. The record is from RefSeq and is a predicted model, not a curated record.
AUGCAGCUUUCAAACUUUCUUUCGAUUUGGGCCCUCGUUGCCAUGGGGGCCACUGCCGCCCCCAUGCCUUCCGGCUCCGCCCCUGGGAACCCGUUUGCGGAUGGUGAGGCUUAUGGCGCCAGGCCGAGUCAGGGCUUGACGCCUGUGCCAAAGGUCCACGACGGUAGUUAUCACUCGUGCGAGACUUGUGCUGCACCGUUCCGAACCGAAGAGAGGUUGGCCGCGCAUCGACAAGCAGACCACGGCAACCAGGGAGCUGCGGCACGAGGCUCUGGCCGCCACACCUCCAAGAACCGUGGGUCGUCCAAGACGUCUGAGCGCGAGCGACUAGACAGGUUGGCCUCCAGGGUAGGAGAAGACUAUGUCGAGAAGCGAAGUCAGGAGGCUACGGAGGAGCAGGAACAGGGGCAUGUGAAGCCCGGUAGGUCAAAGAAGGAGAUUGCCCAGAGGAUCAGGAACUUGCCAGUAACGCCCUGGAAUCAAUACGGAGCCGCGGUGAAACUCGAUAAACCCACGAGGAAGGAGCAGUACCGUCAGCUUCCUGGCAACGAUAGACUCACCCCGUUUGAGGAACAAGGCGACCCGGUCCAGCUCUGA